GGCAAGGUUAGUCAAUCAACUGAAGAAAGUAUUACAGAUUCUGGUGUUAUUGAAUUAGCUGUUCAAAAAUCUAUGCUCAAUCCUAAUCUGACAGGAGAUUUUUCAAAGGUCUGCAUUCUGCCUACUAUAAAUGGAAGGCAUCCUGAUCUCAUGACAGUAACACCAGAAACAAUUAGCAACUUACUACAAGAACAGGAAUCAUUUGCUUACAAAAUUAUUGACUGUCGAUACCCAUAUGAAUUUCUAGGAGGACAUAUUAAAAAUGCUGUAAAUAUUUAUCAUAAAGAGGAUGCAGAAACUGAACUUCUGAGUCAUUUUUUAAACUCUGGCAAGAAAGAAAAGGGAAGCAUUCUCAUCUUCUAUUGUGAAUUUUCUUCAGAACGAGCUCCUAACAUGAUCCGGUUUUUGAGAGGAAAAGACAGAGAUAUAAACAAAGAUUGUUAUCCAUUUUUAUAUUAUCCUGAAUUAUAUCUCAUAGAAGGGGGUUACAAAGCUUUUUAUUCAAGUUUUAAGGGAUUGUGUGAUCCACAAGAAUAUAAGACAAUGCUAGAUAAAGACUGUACUCACGAUCUGAGUUUCUAUAGAUCAAGAUGCAAGUCCUACAGUCGUAAAUCAAAGCGAAGAAGAGUUCGAUCAUCGUUGAUAUUUUAAGGUCUGACUGAAGUUAGCGUUUGCUUUAAACAUUUGAUAUAUUUCUAGGUUCACGCAUAUUACAUUCUGGAGAUUCUGCAGGUGUGUGUGUGUUAGAAUGAAAUUUUCAUACGUCUUGUAGAUGGGUUUCUAGUGAUAAAUUUGACAACUUUGACAAAAUCUUGCGCAUUUUGAAAAUUGCUGGUGGUUGCAAAAAGUUUUGAAAUUGCCAUUGAUGAAAGUGUGUUGUACCUUAAUGAAAGUAAUCUAGACUGAUUUUAUGUAAUUUAUAAUAUCUUUAGAUUGUUAUAUUUUUUCUUAUCAUUGACUGUUGUAAAAAUAAUUUGGAUAUUUAAAAAAAAAUUUUAAAUGUGGGGAAUAAUAAAUGUCAUGUAAAUUGGGAAUUGUAAAAUUAUUACCAAAAAUUGUUCAAUAACAUCAAUAAGUAUUAACAAAUUGAAUUCAUUUGAUUAAAAAUAUAAUCCUUGAUGUUGUUUUUUUAAGUAUUAAUUGCAAAUUUCUUCAAAAGUAUCAUCCUGAAUGUAAAUAAUAUGAUCUUGUGAGAAAGUUGAUUUAAAAUUUUCGACUAGAAGCAUAAUAACAAAUGGAUUUUGACUAUCCAGUAAAUGGUGACUUUGUGAAUAUCUCACCAUUUAUAUCUGCUGUACAAAAUUAAGAUUGUUGUAAAUAAUAUGAUGCAUGUUAUGUGCAAUUCUUUUAUAAAAUGUCAACUUUUCCCUGAAGUUUUGUAAAGCAGAUGUUUGGUGUUUAAAUGUUAUACAAUGUCUGAAGUUUUCAAAUUACUACACUGCCAUUUAUUUUUUUGAAAAUAAACUGUUUUUUAUUAUUAUUA
This is a messenger RNA of Stegodyphus dumicola, 1483 nucleotides long. Its product is annotated as M-phase inducer phosphatase-like. The record is from RefSeq and is a predicted model, not a curated record. Lineage: Eukaryota; Metazoa; Arthropoda; Arachnida; Araneae; Eresidae. Gene Ontology annotation, biological process: positive regulation of G2/MI transition of meiotic cell cycle; protein dephosphorylation; positive regulation of G2/M transition of mitotic cell cycle. Gene Ontology annotation, cellular component: cytoplasm; nucleus. Gene Ontology annotation, molecular function: protein tyrosine phosphatase activity.